GCUCUAACGUGACUAGAAAUUUUCGCCCGCCAUUAAUCCCACAGCCUACGAGAUGGAUGGCUCUUCCCAAAGUGGCUGCACAUGUAUGUGUAUUCGCAUCAAUUUUAUCGGAUUGUGUUCCACAUUCAAAUCCUUCGGUUUCUUGUGCCGUUCAUCUCACCAUUAUCUGACUUGAUAUCGCGUCAACGGUCCAAGCACGCAAACCAUGAUGAUUUCGUGGUGCAUAAGUAGCCGCAUAAUCCGGUUCAGUUGCCGGAUCGCGUUGGGACUCAAGUGGAUUUGGGUUGAACCGGACCGGUGAGUGAGAAAGCCGACUCAAAUUGGGACGGUGCAUUCCCACACUCUUGUCGACGGUUGCAGCACGUCUCCGCAGGCUCUGCAGCUCUUCUUCCUCCCCCCUCCGCUUCCCCUUAUGUGGAUCCUAAAACCCUAAUGAGACUUAAAGAAUCCCUCUGCGUCUUCUCUUUGCUGCUCAUGUUGGUGGGAAAGAAGGCGGCCUGGGUCUCGGCCGUGGCCCCAACAAUGGCGGACUGUGAGCCGAGGAGCUGCGGGAAUGGGGUGAACGUGAGCUACCCGUUCUGGCUCAGAGGGCAGCAACCAUCCUACUGCGGCUUCCCUCCUUUCAUGAUCAUCUGCGGCAACGGCAGCUACAGCCCCGUUCUUGAGAUCCUCGGCCAUAAGUUUUACGCCCUAAACAUCUUCUACCACAACCAGUCGGUCCUCCUCACCGCCGUCGAGUUCUUUGAUGAUUCGUGCCCCUUGCCCUAUGAAAAUUUUGGUUUCGACUCUAGCAUCUAUCCUUUUAGCAUCAGCUCCCUUAACAGGAACGUCUACUUCCUCCUCAAUUGCUCGAAUGAACUCUGGGGAUAUGAAAGCAUAGCUUGUGCUCGACAUUUGGCCUACUUCGGCGGCGAGUACAACAUGUCGACCCGACUAGACUUGGCUAGCCUUGGUUGUGUGCUUGAUAUCGUGCCGGUAGUGGAGUAUUUCAAUGCGAGCAACGGUGACGUUGCUGCGCUUCUGAGGAGAGGGUGGUUGUUGGAUUGGGCUUCACCGGAUUGUACUGAGUGCACGGCCGGCGGCGGCAGAUGCGGCUUCAAUGAUACCAUGGGGAGGUUCAUGUGCAUCUGCCCUGAUGGAGUUCGUUCCAGUAGCUGCAGUAAGUACUAGGAAUUAAGAGAAACAUAACUUCGUUGAUUUUUUUUAUGGUUCUUAAUAAUUAAGAGUGUUGUGAAUGGGAGAUCUUGAAGCAUGAGACGCUACCUUUUCACCAGAAUUUAGCAGAUAAGAAUUUGGGUUUCAUAGCUUGGGGUCGGCUCAUGUAGCUCCAGGAUUAGUAUUAGGAAACAUGGUUUUCCUGAGAGUUCUCAGGUUUCAGCAUCUAUUAUGCUCCAAGAUUCUGCCUAUUGUCUUUGGCUGAUUGCCGAUUACCUUUUGGAUGCGAGUCGGUCAAUUUAUAGGUAUCAUGUUAUUUCUUCAUCAGUACUGGAGUCCUUAUUUGAUUAACCUCUAACCUUUAAGUCGUAUAUUUUGCAUUCGUGUGAUUCAGCCAAAGAGUAGCAUUUAGAGAGUACAAUCUGAUAAUUUUAUCUUCCCUCGUCUGUUUUUUUGGAUUGAACAGAGCACAGCAUG
Messenger RNA from Musa acuminata subsp. malaccensis (wild Malaysian banana), 1632 nucleotides. NCBI's taxonomy places the organism in Eukaryota, Viridiplantae, Streptophyta, Magnoliopsida, Zingiberales, Musaceae. The record is from RefSeq and is a predicted model, not a curated record.